UGUAGCAUCGUCUGCGUAUUAACCUCCAAUUCGACGCUCGAGCUCUACACGCCGCGUGUUGGCACACGAGUUCCAAAGUUUACAUAUUUAAAUCAUAGUUUAUAUAUUUUAUAAAUUUAUAUUUUUAUAGUUUUAACGUUAGUUAAUUUUAAAACAAAAAGUCAAAAUGGCUAAAACAAGUUCAAGCAACCAUGCCCCGCGAAAGCAGGGCAUCAACAAGGCUGGUCACAGCAUGAAUCCUGAAAGGCCCAAGGACAGCGUCGCAGGCAAGGGUGUUUCCAAGCUAAGAACCAAAGCUACCAUCAAACGUCUGCAGAUGUACCGUAAUUCCAAGGCAAAGCGUAACAAGGCUGGAGAAAUUCUUACGCCUGCACCGUUUCAAGGAUGGAAUUCUGCUGGUACAAUGGCCAGGGUCGAACCAUCCCGUAGAUGGUUUGGUAAUUCUCGUGUCAUUUCUCAAAAUGCUCUCCAGACAUUUCAAAAGGCAUUGGGUGAAGUGAAAAAGGAUCCUUAUCAAGUUAUUAUGAAGCCCACUAAUCUGCCUGUAACUUUACUUCAAGAAGUAGCAAAAAAUCAAAGAGUACACAUUUUAGAAACAGAAUCAUAUGACAGAGUGUUUGGUCCUAAAAAACAAAGAAAGCGACCAAAUUUGAAUAUUGCAUCUUACGAUGAAUUCACACAGAAAGCUGAAGAAAAAGUUGAACAGUAUGAUAAAGAAAAAGAUGUCAAAGAUCACGAUCUCAUCAAACCCGAUACUGGUAUGAAAGAUGCUGUGAGAGAUUGGGUUAUGGCUGCUGGACAGAGUAAAAGAAUUUGGAAUGAAUUAUACAAAGUUAUUGAUUCCUCUGAUGUCGUUUUGCAAGUUCUAGAUGCCAGAGACCCAAUGGGAACUCGAUCUCCACCAGUUGAAAAUUACCUUAAAAAAGAGAAGGCACACAAACAUCUUGUAUUAGUGUUGAACAAAGUUGAUCUUGUACCUACUUGGGUUACCAAAAAGUGGGUAUCUAUACUCAGCCAGGAGUACCCAACUAUUGCUUUCCAUGCUUCAAUAACGCAUCCAUUUGGUAAAGGAUCUUUGAUUAAUUUAUUAAAACAAUUCGCUGUAUUCCAUAAAGAAAAGACACAACAAAUCAGUGUAGGAUUGAUAGGAUACCCAAAUACAGGCAAAAGUUCAAUUAUCAACACAUUGAGAUCCAAAAAAGUUUGCAAAGUAGCUCCCAUUGCUGGAGAAACUAAAGUAUGGCAAUACGUUACUCUCAUGAGAAGGAUAUAUUUAAUUGACAGUCCUGGAGUAGUAUAUCCUCAUACAGAAUCAGACACCGAAAAAGUUUUGAAAGGUGUCGUGAGAGUAGAGCUUAUUCAGGCUCCAGAAGAUUACAUCGAAUCAGUGUUAAAAAGAGUGAAACCAGAGUACAUCAGAAAGACGUACAAAAUCGACGAUUGGACCGAUCAUGUUGAUUUCCUGGAGAAGCUUGCCAGACGAACGGGUAAACUCUUGAAGAAAGGAGAACCCGACGUGAGUCAAGUGGCUCGUAUGGUACUGAACGAUUGGCAAAGAGGAAAAUUACCAUUUUAUGAAAUGCCAACCGGAUGCACCGAAGAACAUAUACCUAAAAAAGAUAAAAAGAAGACCGCAGCAAACGCUGAAGCAGCUGAAACUGCUGAAACCACCGAGACUACUGAAAAGGCAGAAACUGCUGAAACUGCUGACACCGCUGAUAAAACUGAAGCUGCUGAAGAGGUAGAAAAGGCAGAAAAGACGGAAAGUAGCGAAGCCGCCGAAAUCGACGAAACAGUCGAAACCGUCGAACUCACCGAUUUGAAUGAAGACGCCGACAAAUCGGCAAUCGAACUUCCGUUCAAAACGAUCGUCGAUGAAUUGGCCGACGAAGUCGUCAGCGACAACGAGGACGCGGAAACCACGAAGACCGGCGACAAUCUGUCAACCACCGCCGAAAUGACGUUAGAAGAUUCGGUUGUUACCGAAACCGAGAACGACAAAACAGUCGACCCGGAGAGUGACGUUUCUAAUGACGACGACGACGACGACGACGACGAGAUACCGAUCGAGAAAGACUCGUUGUUCCAGAGCGCUUACGAACCUGUGGUAUCAACCCUGGACUCAGACGCCACAACUUCGGAGGACGAGGCACCGGUUCCUGCUCCCAAGGCCAAGAAAGUCAAACAGAUGACUGCAGCAGCACCGGUUCCUGCCGCCAAGGCCAAGAAAGUCAAACAGAUGACUACGGCAGCACCGGUUGCUGCUCCCAAGGCCGUCAAGAAAGUCAAGGAGAUGACGUCGGCGAGCGGCGCCUUCGAAGUGGAGGAGAUCGAGCCCGCAGCAGGCAAGAAGGCCAAAAACAACAAGAAGGCCGAGCCACUGAAGAACAAGCUGACAGCCAAGAAGAGGCGCGCAAUCGAGCGCGCGACCAAGAGGAAGACCGUGGGCAGCAACUUCUACGAGACGAGCAACGUCAAGAACCGUAACAGGGACAGAAAAGUGCCGAAGGAAAAGGAGCCAGUGAGGGGCAAGAAGAAGUAAAAAGUGUCAUUGAUGUCAUGAAAUCUCAUGUAGUUCUCUUAUUUUUUAUUUGUUGUUGUUACAUAGUACGUAACGAUGCCACAUUAAUACGUACGUAAAGUAAUUACGACAAUAUAUGUAAAUAAUGUACAUAAGCUGUAGGAGUUUAAAAAAAUUCUUCUCAACUUUAGCUGUUCAUCACAUUUGUUACGUUGAUAAUAUUUAAAUUAUUAUGUAUCAAUAUGAGUCUAAAAUAAAAAAAACUUUUCUCAAUUUUACAACAUAAAAUGCAACGUCUCUAUUUAAUCAUCGCAAGUCUAUUUUCCUGUUAGCUGCACAAUUCACGUAUUACAUAUACGCGCAUUAAUCAUAUACAUUACACACGCGCGCCAAUUUUCGGAGUCGCAUCGCAUCGUCGUUCGUAAAAUAAUAAUCGAUGUGCUGUACCUCGUUCUAGUCCGCGUGCUAAUGUCUAUAUCUGUGUAUUAAAGAUACGCGCGAUAUAUAUAGAGUCACGUGAACUGUCCCACUCACUCUUGUAUCAUGUGUAGUUUAUACUUAUAUAUACACACUUGCCCUCUCGGCGCGACGCGUGGUAGUAAAGUUUGUGCCGCAGCAGCAGCAGCAGACUUUCGGAGUAUCGCGCGAGCGAGGCAUAGCAGUCUCGGCUCGUCUCUCCAAGCGCCGAGAUCGUGUUCCCCCCUACCCCCGGAAAUAAAACGACAACAAUAGCAAAAAAAAAAAUUAAAAAAACAAACAAACAAACAAACAGCGUCGAUAAUACUAGUUAUCGCCCAGUGAUUGAGUGCGCGUGAGAAAAAAAAAAUAAAUAAAUAAA
Molecule: messenger RNA, 3359 nt
Organism: Trichogramma pretiosum
Lineage: Eukaryota; Metazoa; Arthropoda; Insecta; Hymenoptera; Trichogrammatidae
Gene: Ns2
Product: nucleolar GTP-binding protein 2
Exons: 2
Coding region: 167-2542 (791 amino acids)
Cellular component (GO): nucleolus
Molecular function (GO): GTP binding
Source: RefSeq, a predicted model, not a curated record